GCUAAGAAGUAUUUUCAAUCCAAUAACCCAGAUCCAUGAUGUAUUUAUUUUUGCAAAUUCACAUCUCCUUGUAGUCAACAAGAAAUUAUUGUCUGCAUUUUGUGGUGACCAUCAUUUUUGGUAGCAAGCAAAGUGUGAACUAUUGACAUUUAUGAAACAAGAUAAAUAUGGAAGACAACAGACAAGUUAGCCGUCCAAUUUAAUUUUGCACUGUGAUUUACCUCUACAAAUGAAAUCCCCCUCCAAACAAGAGCUUAUAUAACUGAUCUGGCCUUAAAAUAAGUGCAGUCAAUCCUUUCAAACAUUAAUCAUAGUAGUUUUUUACCAACCUAAUCUUGUCUCAGGCUUACCAUAGGUUGUUAGAAUGUCUGCAAAGUUGACUUUAAUUCUAUUUAUCUGAUAAUUAUCAUGGAGGUAACACUUUAAGCAUAAAGUAAAACACAAAGGGCACAACGUUGUUAUCUCCAAACAGUAGUGCAGAUUCUCACAGCCAUAAAAAGUGGAGUCCUGCAAGGUGUAAAUGUUGUAAUGGCAGUAACUUUUUGAAAUGGGUAGCAGUCAAAAAAGGCAAAUGAAUUUGGAAUUGCAGUGGAGAAUCAAAUGAUAAAUUGAUUUGCAGAGGUGGGGUCAUCAAAUGGGUUAUUUAUAGGAUAACCAGUCGCUAGCAAUUGCUGCACAAGCAGGAAUGUUUUCUUUAUACAUACAUUUUUUGGGCUAGUUUUAUCAACAACUUUUGAAUUCUAAGAGUGAAGACAUAAUGCAGACAAUAGCUGAGAUGCCUUCAAGAUUUGACGAUUCAAUAUGAUUUUAGUGGUGGCAUCUAUUCUACAGCUACAACUAUGUUUGAUAAUACUUUCUGUGGAUGCUCUGAUGAUUGCUUGUUUUCUAGCACUAAGAAUAUGUUCUAAUUUGUUCUGUUUCACUUAUAUUCUUAUGCUCCAAACACACUAUUCAUGUCAGGAUAAUUGUAUUCUUCUUUAACCAGUUAGUUUCUGCUUUAUAUUCUCUGAUUGGGUAUCUGCAGUCAUCUUGGUCUCGAGAUGAGAUUUCUCCAGAUGUUAUAUGCUAGAAUGACAGGGUAUAGUAGCUCCUGCCAUUUUUCAAGGCUUCUUGAUUCCAUUAGUGCUUGUUGAUUCACUGGGUGUAGCUUUUCUUCAGUAUAUUUGGAGAUGAAUAGCAUCUUCUCUAGGCAGCAAUAUCAGAACCCCAAGUGGGCAAUUUCAUCUGCUCUUUUCAGUCAAGGCCAGAUGAUGUUCAUGGACUGUGUCUUGGGAACAUUCUUUAAAUUGGUAGAUGGUUAGGCCACUCUUCACACACUGUUCUUCAGACUUCAUUUCCCUAUCAUUCUUCAAAUGGGUUUAGAUUUUGGUAAUACGAGUUAAACCUCUGUGUUGUAUUGCUUGUGGGUUGUUAUGUUAAAGAUUUUUCAGUAUUCACAGUGCAUAGCCAAUUGUUCAGUCUAGACUUACUUCAAGCCUUUCUUCCAUUGGCUUGCUCGUUGUAUACACACAGUCUUGUUUUAUCAUGUAUACUCUGGACUUCUUAUUCUCUUCCAUUGGCAUGCUAAUUGCAUACAGUAUUGCCCUGCUUUAUCAUCUUGUGAAUAUUUAGGGAACUCUUUGCCUAUACCAUUCUCCUGAUUGAUAUCAUUAGACUCCGGUUUGGGUUGUAUUUAUGAUUACACUAGUUCAAAUUGGUGAUUAAGAUUGGGUGUUCACUUUUCUCUUUUAUAGACUUAUCUACUUGUAAGUUAUUGGAGAGACACCACCUCCUCUCUAUUCAAAGAAAGUAGCAUCCCAUAGACCUAUUAUAACUUCCUUAAUCUUUUCUGCUUGUGAGCCCAAAAUCAAAUUUAGUUGAGGUUUAUUAGCAUUUACUAAGCUGUAUUUAUGACCACCAUGUUUACAAUCAAUCUGUUGUUGUUGUUUGUAAGUCUCUCCAUUACUGGUGGUAGUGCUAUAACCUGUCCGAAGUGUGGCAAUACCUCAGUUCCCUAUCCCUUAAGUACUGGAGAUGGCUGUGGUGACCCUUACUAUAGAGUCUAUUGCAACAAGAACAAGCAGCUAGAAUUCAGGGCUCUGAGCAGCACAUACCCAAUACUGAGUGUGGAUGCUACCUCAAAUAGGUUGGUGAUACAGCCUGCACCUCUGCAGAACAAUUCAUGCACUUCACAAGAUUACAAGAGCCAAGGCAUCUUGUUAAACAAUAGCCUACCCUUCAAUAUCACCAAUAGCAAUACCAUCUUGCUUCUGAAUUGCUCUACAAGGCUUUUGUUAUCUCCCUUAAAUUGUACUCCUGCCAGUCUGUGUCAUCAGUAUGUUGAGCAAGUGGAGGAAACCAAAAUAUGCAGUAGUAGCAACCUGUGCUGUACAUUUUCUGCUGGGGCAUCACCCUCCUCUUACAGAAUACAUGUAUGGCACAGGGGCUGUAGAGCUUAUACCAGUAUUGUCAAUCUUAAUCCUUCUUUGCCAGCAAGAGAAUGGCGCCAGGGGGUGGAAAUACAGUGGGCUUCACCACCAGAGCCUGCUUGUCAGAAUUCUCAAGGAUGCGGUCCGAAUUCAAGGUGCCUAAGAGAUCCAAAAUUGGGCGGAAAGAGAUGCCUCUGUAAUCGGAAUUUUCAUUGGGAACCCAUGUCAGGAAUCUGCACAAAAAAUUUAUCAUCAUGUCAAAUUCGGGGAGUUUGUCGGCGAGGACUUCUAAUAGGAGGCCUGAUUUUAUCCAUAUGCGCAGCAGCGGGGGCAGCGGGGGCGCUAACAGUGAUAUACAGAAGAAAAAAGCAGGUCAGAGAUGGGAAAUCGAAACUGGCAAAGGAGAGAACAAGCAUCCUGUCGGCAAACAGCGGAGGAAAGGCCGCCAGGAUCUUCAGCAGCAAAGAAAUAAAGAAGGCCACAAACGGAUUCUCCAAAGACAGAUUGCUGGGGACAGGCGGCUUUGGGGAAGUAUACAAGGGAACCCUAGAAGACGGCACAACAGUUGCAGUGAAGGUGGCCAAGUUGGGCAACAGUAAAAGCACAGAGCAAGUAUUGAACGAGGUGAGGAUUCUGUCACAGGUGAACCACAAGAACCUGGUAAAGCUUCUGGGCUGCUGUGUGGAGGCAGAGCAACCCCUAAUGAUCUACGAAUACAUCCCCAAUGGAACCCUCUAUGACCGCCUCCAUAAACCCAAGCCUUCUAAUCAAUUAAACUGGCAAACCCGCCUGAACAUCGCCUCUCAGACAGCGCAGGGCCUCGCUUACCUUCAUUCCGCCGCUUAUACCCCCAUUUUUCACAGAGAUGUCAAAUCCACCAACAUUCUCCUUGAUGAAAACAUGAAUGCCAAAGUCUCAGAUUUUGGGUUGUCUCGCCUUGCAGAGCCAGAUUUGUCUCACAUUUCCACUUGUGCUCAGGGCACUCUGGGGUACUUGGAUCCAGAGUAUUACAGAAACUAUCAGCUCACUGAUAAGAGUGAUGUCUACAGUUUUGGCGUGGUGCUACUCGAACUCGUGACGUCGCAGAAGGCAAUUGAUUUUUCAAGAGGGGCAGAUGAUGUGAACCUGGCGGUCUAUGUGAUGGAGAGAUCAGAAGAAGGUAAGAUUGUGGAGAUUGUGGAUCCUGGGUUGCUUUCAGAUUCUUCUCCUUUGGUUGUGGAUACAGUCAAAGCCUUUGCUUGUUUGGCCUUGGGCUGCCUCCAGGAGAAGAGUCAGGAUAGACCCUCCAUGAAAGAAGUUGCAGAGGAGCUGCAGUAUAUUAUUGGUCUCAGUUCUAGUAGUAAUGAGGAUGCCCAUGUACCUGACAACAAGCAGGAGGACAAUGGUCUCAUUCUCCGCCUUAACUGGCCAUAUUGAGUCUUUUUUCUCAUGGGUUUCUGCUACUUGUUACCAGCGCCAUGAUAGAAAUCUUUUCCUUUCUCAGUUGAUAGAACUGUUCAGUGUUUGAUGUGUUGUGUGUAGGGUUAUGUUGUUUGGUUGGUUAAACUGUAAGAGUGAGCAGACUAGAUUUAGUUAGUGAAAUUUGAAAAGGUUAUUGUAAGUUAUGAAGACAUUAGUUGAAAUGAUGUCAGUUCUAUACAAACUUCAAGAGUGAAUGAAAUGUUGAGUGAAUGAAUGAAUGUUAUAUGUGCAGCAAAAUUCUUAAAGGCAAAUGGUUAAGAUUGGAAAAAUUCAAUAAUAAUAAAAAGAAUGUUGUUAAUAUAUUGACAAA
Molecule: messenger RNA, 4179 nt
Organism: Cryptomeria japonica (Japanese cedar)
Lineage: Eukaryota; Viridiplantae; Streptophyta; Pinopsida; Cupressales; Cupressaceae
Product: wall-associated receptor kinase-like 20
Exons: 3
Coding region: 1890-3824 (644 amino acids)
Biological process (GO): protein phosphorylation
Molecular function (GO): polysaccharide binding; protein kinase activity; ATP binding
Source: RefSeq, a predicted model, not a curated record